This is a messenger RNA of Triticum aestivum (bread wheat), 5423 nucleotides long. RefSeq names its product disease resistance protein RGA2. The coding region runs from base 742 to 4356 and encodes 1204 amino acids. Lineage: Eukaryota; Viridiplantae; Streptophyta; Magnoliopsida; Poales; Poaceae. Gene Ontology annotation, molecular function: ADP binding. The record is from RefSeq and is a predicted model, not a curated record. The transcript is spliced from 8 exons.
GCACGGUCAAAGAAUUCCAAGAGCGUCGGGAUUACCUUGUAACAAGUCCCAGGAAUUGCCAUCAAUCAAAAUAUCAGAACCUCAGGCAAGCUCACUGUACUCAAUGAGAGAUUGACGUAUAUAUAGCAGGAAUUUACUUGAGGUUCCCAGUUUACAGUGUGCCUUUUGUUUCAUACCUGCCAAUUUAUUUCUCUCUUGUUACCGAGGCAUUAAUGGCACAAAUAGCAUGAUCAUUUCCCUCUAGGCUCUAGAUAUUAUUUUCUCUGUUUCAGUGGUCAUUUCUCCCAUUUCUUCCUCUCUAGUUCUAAUUUGUAUCUAGUAUUCUCACGGCUUAAUCUCUCUGGACAGAAAUAUUUUUUCUCUUUGAAACCUAUCCACUAUACCUUCUACUCUAGUUCUAAGUUGCCAAGCGAGCCUUUGCCUAUCUACGCGUGUUGCUGUGGCCAAUAGCACUGGCCAGAACCUUGUUGAGAAAGUACUUCAACGGGUAGCAUCGGCGUACAAGGAUCUUAGCCAACAGGCCCUGAUUAUUAAUUUAUGCUUGAUCAAAGUUGGUGUGAUUCAUCUUCCCUGCCAUGGCGCUGUCAAUCACAACGGAACAACACUCACACGUCAUUUUAUUUGUGGAAAUUAGUAUAACAUGUCCUGCCCUUGCUAGCCCUUUCCCACUACUCUGAGUUCCUCAAGAGGAGCUAGAGCAGGACCCAACAUCAAUCCAUCUUGAAGUUAAACGCAGCAAAAAUGGCGAUGGUCCUGGAUGCCUUUGCAUCCUAUGUGCAAGACAUGCUGGCCGAGAUGGCAAAAGAAGAGGUGCACAUGCUCCUUGGAGUAGGAGAUGAGAUUGACAAGAUGGAUGUCAAGCUUGGGGAUCUCAAGAACUUCCUCGCUGACGCUGAUAGGAAAAACAUCACUGAAGUGAGUGUGCAAGAGUGGGUGGCGCAGCUCAAGCGCAUCAUGUACGAAGCUGCCGACAUCCUCGACCUCUGCCAACUCAAGGCCAUGGAGCGUGGUCCAUCCACCAUAGAUGUUGGGUGCUUCAACCCCUUGCUCUUUUGCCUGCGGAAUCCCCAUCAUGCACAUGUAAUUGGUAGCCGCAUCAAGGUGCUCAACAAGAAACUCGAUAGCAUCUACGAGCGCAUCGGUCCUUUAAAGCUUAUUAAUCUCAGUUCAUUUGAAGACCGUCGCAGCAAGGAGCAAGCUUCUCAUUCUGGUAAUCCCAGACGUGAGACAGGUGGGGAGUUUAACCGGUCCGGUUUAGUUGGGGAGAAGAUCGAAGAAGACACAAGAAAGCUGGUUGAGAUCAUGCUGACAGAAAAAGAAAGUAACAACAACAUCAUGGUGGUUGCGAUCGUUGGCGUCGGCGGGAUCGGUAAGACUACUCUUGCCCAGAAGAUCUUUAAUGACGAAAAUAUAAACUCCAACUUCGACAAGACAAUAUGGUUAAGCAUCAACCAGGACUUUGACAAGGUCGAGCUCCUCAAGACAAUCAUCACCCUCUCUGGGGGAGUACAUGGUGGUGAAACGGCGUUGGCUGUGCUUCAGCCAAUCCUUACCGCUACCUUGAAAGGGAAGAAGCUAUUGUUGGUUCUUGAUGAUGUGUGGAGCCACAGAGCAUGGGGCGAUGUGCUUGAAACACUUGUAUCUAAUGUUGUGGCUCGAGGUAGCCGAGUCCUUGUCACUACUAGAGAUGAAAGAGUAGCUCGAGGGAUGAAAGCUGAGCUUCCCUACCACCAUGUCGACAAAUUAGAGGAGGAGGAUGCCUGGUCAUUGCUGAAGAAACAGAUAGUCUCAAGUGAGACAGAUGUAUCUGAGAUUGAUAUGCUCAAGGAUAUUGGCUUGCAAAUUGUAGCAAAAUGUGAUGGAUUGCCUCUUGCUCUCAAAGUAAUGGGAGGACUCUUGUGUCAAAAGGAUAAUCAGCACCAUGACUGGAAGAUGGUUCUGGAUGAUUCUAUAUGGUCAGUAUCGGGAAUGCCUGAAGAGCUAAACCAUGCAGUAUAUUUAAGCUAUGAAGAUUUACCUUCUUGCAUCAAACAAUGCUUUCUAUGGUACUCCCUUCUCCCUAAAUCUGGAACAUUUCUAAGAGACGACAUAAUUGGCAUGUGGAUUAGUGAAGGAUUCCUUCAUGGACCCUCAGACAACUUAGAAGAAUUAGGAAUAAAGUAUUAUAAGGAGCUAAUACAAAGGAACCUUAUAGAGCCAGAUUCAAAGUACAUCGAUCAAUUAUUUUGCAACAUGCAUGAUGUCGUUCGGUCAUUUGCUCAAUUUGUUGCCAGAGAUGAGGCACUAGCAGCUCACAGUGAAACUAAUAUUGUUAGUAAACUUAGUGCACAAAAGUUUCUCCGGCUGUCACUAGAAAGCAAAGCAUUAGAAUCAAAGGGGUUGGGUUGGAGUUCUUUACAAGCACAGAACACAUUGAGAACGCUAAUAUCAGUUGGCUAUACAAUGAGGAAGCCGGGUGCUUCAUUGGUUAAUUAUUUUCCAUGUCUACGGACUCUACAUGUAGAGUCUGCACAUGUUAUGUUGGUUGAGUCUUUGCAUAAAUUCAAGCACCUGAGGUACCUGUCCUUAGACCAAUCUGAUAUAUGUAGACUGCCAGAAAGCAUUGGAAAAAUGAAAUUCUUGCAGCACAUUAGCCUUAGAGGAUGCCAACAAUUUGUGGAACUUCCACAUAGCAUUGUAAAGUUAGGGCAGCUAAGGUACCUUAACCUACAUGAAACAAGUAUAAGUGCCAUACCUAGGGGGUUCUGUGUUCUGACAAAUCUGAGGAAAGUAAAUGGGUUUCCGGCUUGGGUGGAUGGUGACUGGUGCAGCUUAGAAGAGUUGGGUUCUCUUUCUCGGCUUAGGUAUCUCGAAAUACAAGGGUUGGAGAAUGUAACUGCUUCCUCGCUCGCAACAAAGGCGAAGCUUGUUGAGAAGGCACAUCUUACCAACCUAUGCUUAACCUGCGGUAGUAAAUUCGGGGACGUCUUCCCCGAGGAAGAGAGCCAACGAAUCAAGAAUGUGUUUGAUGAGCUUUGCCCUCCGCCAAACUUGAGUUUUCUUGCCAUCGAAGGCUAUUUUGGCCGAUGGCACCCAAGGUGGAUGAUGUCAUCAUCAGAUGUACCCCUCAAGAGCUUGAGGAUUCUGAUGGUUGAAGAUCUGGCUUGGUGCACAGAACUUCCUGAUGGCUUGUGUCAGCUCCCAUGUUUAGAGUUCCUUCAGAUUUACCAUGCCCCAGCCAUCAAGCGUGUUGGACAUGAGUUCCUACUGUCCUACCAUGGCCAGAAUCCUUAUCCUUCUCAGGCGGUGGUUUCAUUUCUGAGAUUGCACACGAUGAAGUUAAUGCGAAUGGUGGAAUGGGAGGAGUGGAAGUGGGAGGACCAAAUGCAAGCCUUUCCUUCCUUGAAGGAGCUUAUUCUGUUUGAAUGCAAAUUGAGUUGUCUUCCUCCUGGCCUUGCCUCCCAUGCAAGGGCUUUGAAUGUACUAUCCUUACAACAGGUCGAGGGUCUCAUCUCUGUAGAGAACAUUACUUCCCUUAUUGAGCUGCAAGUGAUUGAGAACUUUGACUUGGAGAGGAUCACUAAUCUCCCCAGGCUGCAGAAGCUUACCGUCACCCAUUGCCCAAAGUUGAAGGUGCUGGAGGGUGUUCCUGCAUUACAGAGGCUGAUGCUCGAAGAUGACGACAUGGAAACACUCCCAGAAUACAUGGGAAGUAUAAACCCAAGGCGUUUGGAGCUCUACUGCAUCCUGUCACUGCUUGCUUCCAUGGCCAUGGCACAAUCUAGCCCUGAGUGGGACAAGUUUAGCCAUAUUGAGCAUGUCAAGGUAUAUGCACGUGAAGGAGAUAAACCAAGGAAAUGGUAUGUCUUGUACACAGCUAACCCAUACAACUUGGAGGCAAAUAUCAACAACCACUCUUUCAUGUCGAGAGGAACCUUGACUUCUUUUGAGGAUGCACAAAGAUUUGAGUCUCUCUUCAAAAUGAUGAAAAAAACCUUUAGCUACAUCUGCAGCUUGGUGAUGGGGCCGUCAAUGGAAGAUAUGAACAGCUACACCUUUGUUGACGGGAGGGUGCUGUCUUUAAAAGAUCGGGUAGCCAUUGCUCUUAGAAGGUUGCAGUCCAGUGAGCCAACAGAGAGCAUAGCAUCCUCUGUUGGUGUGAACGAGUCAAUCAUCUUGUUGGUAACUGAGAGGUUCAUUGAAGCUAUGUGGGAGCAGGCAGACCACCACUUGAGAUGGCCAGACUCCAGCGAAAUGGAUAAGAUCAAAUCCAAGUUUGACAAGAUCCACAAUAUGCAUAACUGUUGCGGGGUAAUAUGUACAACGCACAUCCCAUUUGGACCAAACUGCCACCAUGACAAGAAUGAUAGCAUUUAGAUGCAGGUCGUCAUUGAUCCAGUGAUGAGGUUCAGAAACAUUUGGUUGGGACCAGCAGGUAGCAUGAACCAGAUGAGCCUUUUGCAGGACUCUCAACUCUUCGAGGAGUGCGAGAAAGGCGGUUGGCUCAAUGGCAGCAAGCUGAAGGUGGGAUUAGAUGGAUCAGAAGUCGGGGAGUACAUAAUUGGUGAUGCAGGGUACCCUCUUCUUCCAUGGUUACUCACACCUUACCAGGAAGAAGACCUGCUGGGCUCCAAGGCAGAGUUCACUAGGAGACACUCCUCAGCCACAACCUACGCUCUGAAGGCACUGGCAAGGCUAAAAGACACAUGGAAGUACCUGCAGGGAGAGAUGCUGUGCCCAGUCAAUCCAGACACACUAUCUAAGACGAUCUAUGCCUGCUGCAGGUUGCAUAACAUAGUCAUAGAAAUGGAGGAUGAUGCAGCCAUGCUGAGCGCCAAGCAGAGGAAUCGCUCUAAGGAAGUGCGACAGCUAGCAAAUGAGGACGCUGUCAGGGCGAGGGAUAUGCUGUCGCAAUACUUCUUGGCCAGCAGGUCAUCCGAACUGGGAGAGGAGGGUGAUGAAGCAGUUGUAUCAGGCUCAGGAGGUGAAAAGAAGAAACAGGAAGCGCAGACAGGAGCAGCAGAUGAAGAGAUAACAGUAUGAACUAGGUGAAAGAGGGAGCUACAUCCUGCUGGAUGUGAUUGGAGCUUUUAAAUGCACGAACACAGAGCAGCCCUGGUGAAAGGGAAGCCUAUUUUGAUGCUGCAUCAUGAACUGAAGCUCAACAUUCUUUCUAAGUUAUGCCCAUCUAUUGUAUGUGUCAAAGACAAGUGAUGUCAUGUAGUCUGUACUUGGUGGAUGGGCAGUAAGCUUUUGUAUGUCUGUAAAAACGAAUUAAACGAUCAAGUAGAAACACAUUCGAUCUUAGCAGAACUUCAGUAGUAGCAAAACAGAGUCUGUCUGUUUCUUUCUUAUUAUCUGGCUUGUUGGUUGGAGGUGUGAGAAAAUGUAGUAAAGAAGUACGAGUGGUAUUUUAAGUCAAUUAUUUUUCCUGAGAUCGUCUA